This is a messenger RNA of Sitodiplosis mosellana (orange wheat blossom midge), 1875 nucleotides long. Its product is annotated as maltase A1-like. The record is from RefSeq and is a predicted model, not a curated record. Gene Ontology annotation, biological process: carbohydrate metabolic process. NCBI's taxonomy places the organism in Eukaryota, Metazoa, Arthropoda, Insecta, Diptera, Cecidomyiidae. The coding region runs from base 44 to 1780 and encodes 578 amino acids. The transcript is spliced from 7 exons.
AUCCAACUGUAUCGAUACCAUUAAGUGGUGCCGAACAGACAAAAUGAACGUACAAAUAGUCUUCUUAGUUUUAGUAACUAUUUUGCCUGCAUCGAUUCUGUGCCAAUCAGAUGCCGAUACAUGGUACAAAGGUGGCAAUUUCUAUCAAAUUUAUCCAAGAUCGUUUAAGGACAAUAAUAAUGACGGCAUCGGUGAUUUGAAAGGAAUCACAUCAAAGUUGGAAUACCUCAAAGAAAUCGGAAUUGACGGAGUCUGGCUAUCACCCAUAUACAAGAGUCCAAUGAAAGAUUUCGGAUACGACAUUUCGGAUUUCACACAAAUUCAACCAGAAUAUGGAACAAUGAAAGAUUUUGAAGCCCUUGCUGCAAAAUGCAAACGACUUGGCAUUCGUCUUAUUCUGGACUUUGUCCCAAAUCACACAUCCGAUCAGCAUGAAUGGUUCAUCAAAUCAGUGAACAAAGAGCCUGGCUAUGAGAAUUUCUUCUAUUGGCAUCCCGGAAAAGUCAAUGCAACAACUGGUGAACGAUCACCGCCAAGCAAUUGGCUCAGUAGUUUCCGCUACAGCGCAUGGGAAUGGAAUGAGAAGCGUAAACAGUACUAUUUGCAUCAAUUCACUAUUGAACAGCCGGAUUUGAACUACCGUGAACCAGCUGUGGUUGCAAAAAUGAAGGAGGUUUUGGUUUAUUGGCUGGACAAAGGUGUUUCUGGUUUUCGUGUGGACACAAUUCCAUCGUUGUUUGAAGUAGCACCCGAUGAAAAUGGUAAUAUCCCAGACGAACCACCCAGUGGUAAAUGCAAUGAUCCAGAUGACCCUUGCUACCUGAGUCACAUUUACACGUACGAUCAAAACGAAACCUACGGCAUAGUCUAUGAAUGGCGAGAACUCCUCGAAGAUUAUCGUAAGCAACAUGGAGGCGAUCAACUUAUUCUGAUGACCGAAGCCUACAGUGAAUUGCCCUAUAUUUUGCGGUAUUAUGGAGACGGAAAACUGAAUGGCUCACAAAUUCCAUUCAAUUUCCAUCUUCUGCGGAAUACUAACAAAACCAGCGAUGUAUUCGAAUUCAAGAGGUUGAUUGAAGAGUUUUUAGGUGGCGUACCGGCUGGUUCGGAAGCCAAUUGGGUGUUGGGAAAUCACGACCAAAAACGUUUGGCAAGCCGUCUUGGUGAACAAAGAGUUGAUUUAUUCAACAUUCUACUCAAAACUCUGCCCGGCAUCUCGAUUACUUAUCAAGGUGAAGAAAUCGGUAUGACUGACGUCAUAAUUUCAUGGGAAGAUUCAGUUGAUCCACCGGCAUGUAACUCGAAUGAAACCACUUAUUAUGCGGUGUCACGUGAUCCUGCCCGUACCCCAUUCCAAUGGGACGAUUCAAGAAAUGCUGGCUUCAAUUGGUUCAAAAAACCAUGGCUUCCAAUCAGCACGAACUACAAAUGUGUUAAUGUGAAAACUCAACGCGCUCAACCGCGAAGCCACUUGAACAACUACAAACGUCUGAUUAAACUGCGCAAAGAAGCCUCCCUCGGAAAUGCUUCAUAUGAAUCGGCUCUGUUCGGAGAAAUUUAUACAUACAAACGUCAAAGCGGUUCAGUCAAACCGAUUGUAGUGGCUUUGAACUUUGGCAAAACAUGGGAGACAAUCAAUUUAUCAGCGAAAUAUAAUUUGCCAGAAGCACUGAAGGUCGUUGUUGCAUCAAUUGAAUCACAAUAUACAGAAGGACAAAUUGUGAAUGGUACUCGACUGACUGUUCCCAAUGACAUUGGGCUGGUGCUUACAACACUUUAAUUGAAGACACGCUGACCGUAAUUACCGAAGUAUUCUAAUCGGAGUCAAUUCAAUAAAGAUAACAUUUACUACACUUUCAGUAUAUUGCAGUGCAA